Messenger RNA from Capsaspora owczarzaki ATCC 30864, 2588 nucleotides. RefSeq lists its product as hypothetical. Gene Ontology annotation, cellular component: cytosol. Gene Ontology annotation, biological process: rRNA processing; ribosome biogenesis. Bases 628 to 2478 code for a protein of 616 amino acids. NCBI's taxonomy places the organism in Eukaryota, Filasterea, Ministeriida, Capsasporidae. The transcript is spliced from 3 exons. The record is from RefSeq and is a predicted model, not a curated record. Gene Ontology annotation, molecular function: ribosomal small subunit binding.
UUUUGUUCCCAAAUGCUCCGACUGCAGCAGCAGGUGCCGAGGCUGACUCUGACGCACGCCACCGCGUCGCUCGCUGCCGGCUUCCAUUCCACGGCCACCUGUAGCGCUGGAUCUGAAUCCGGCUCUGGCUCUGCAUUUGCAUCUGCAGCUGUGAGGGACGAGCCAAAGUCCAAUGCCACUCCGCAGCAUGUGCGCCAACCCGCUGCUCCGUCUGCUACCGUCCGCGCGGCGCAGACAACCUCGCCGUUGAGUGCCAAUGAGCACAGUAGUCAACUCCGCGCAGAUGAGCGGCAGCAGUCACAGACGAGGCAGGCCGCGGACAGCGCCUUGCGCACGCUCGUCGACCUCGCGUCAGCCACGCACAAGAAGCGCCGCGGAGCAGCAGCAGCAGCAGCAGCAGCAGCGCAAGCCAGGCAGAAUAGUGCUAAUGCUGGCCGCAGCCAGCAACUCACGGCGCUCGAGCGGUUCAAGCGCCGGUAUGGCGACCAAGUGGACGAGGACGGAUUUUUGCUGGAGCCGACCGAGGACGAUCGCAAGCAAUUUGACGCCAUCGUGGAGGCACUGGGCAAAGUUGCUCAGCACAAGGCACUGUCGGAGAAGCACGCUGAGCAACUCGAGCGCCAGCAAAUGAUUGACCGCGUGGACAAAAACCCUGCGCGUGCGCAAAGCGCUCAGUUGCCGCUCGGCUCUGGCGAUGACCAAGACCCGCGCAUCCAAAAGUUGCUGAACAAGAUGAGCCACAAACCUCAGCUGGUCGAUUCUGAGCUGUUGCGACAAUCUGCAGAGGCUGCAGGCCAAGCUCUGAACGUCGUGACCAAGUCAGCGCGCCCCGCGCACGUUGCCGCGAUGGAUGCCUUCCGGCCAACAGCAAUCACCGAGGCAAUUGCAACCUUGGCAGAGCAAUUUAAACGACCGGCAAACCCGUCACAGCCGCGGCGGCCUGUCAUCCCAGCUCCGAUGCAAGAGCCAUCCACCGUUCAGCCGCGGUCCAAAGAGACAACAACGCCCGAGCGUGACGCUGAGCCAACACCAGACUCCCCUGCGCAAGCACCCACAAUCCCACGAGGUCGAGGACGGCGACGGAGAGGCGUGAAAGAAUCGCAACCUGUUCACGAGCCGGACGAUCUCACCAGCCCUGUAGAUCCCAGAGUGCAACGAUUGGUUGACCAGGAACUCUUCAAAAUCUUUGGCCCAGGAAAGGAUGGACAAAGUGCUGCUACUCCGCUGGAUGAGAGCGACAGCCAUCCUGAUGAAGAAAUGCAAAUGAUGGAAUCCGCCGCUGAAGACGAGGUGCCUCGCCGAGGUCGGCUCACGCGCCAGAAACUGGCAAAGCUGGCUCGAUUGGAGCGACUGCAAGAGCGCGAAGCGCAGCGGCAGGAACGCUUGGCGGCAGAAUAUGAUGAAGCUGACAACGUGGACGCUGAAGAGCCCGAGAUGGAGCACAACGGAGAGGCAGAAGAGCCAGACAACCCCUUUGAUGCUGAGGAGCAACUGCAAGCAAUGCACCAGCAGCUUGCCAAAGCCCGGCAGGUGAAAACGCGACAGAUUCGAGCGCGCAUUGCCGCUCUCCGCCGUCAAGGGCCCGACCAACCGAGCGAGGACACUCCCGCCGCAGCUCGCGAAGCGUAUGCGGCUGCACUGGCCGCCGCCGUUCCGAAGGCAAGCAUGGCGCCCGAGCUGGACGACACGACCAACGAGCCAAUGCAUGAUGACGAGCUCGCGGAGGAACUGACAAUGGCCGAACGCGACUUGCUCUCAGUGGAGCGCUCUGAGCAACUUCGUGAACGUCGCGCGAACGCCGACGACCCUACUUCGAUGAGCUUUAAGCGACGGGUCGAGCAAGAGUACAUGGAUACCUUUGAUCUGACUGGAGAUUGGUCGCUGCCUGUCCGCGCUCAACGAGAAGUUCGUCGCGCAAUUGUCGAGCGAAUUCGCAACGAAGAAAAGUCGGGCAUGCAACUGCGACUCGGCAAGCUCCGACUCGCUGAAAGCGAAGAGGCGCUCUCCCUCCAGCGAGCCAAGGAUCGCCGCAGCCAAAUGAUUGCCAACGCGUUGCUGAAGGCAACGCUUAAAAUCAUUGUUCACGACUCGCGCAUUCCUGCAGCGCUCCGCCAAGCUGUUGAAAAGUCGCAGAUGGAAAUUCGCGGUGUUCAUGUUUCGCCGGAUUACCGAUUGGCCAAGUUGUACUGGCGUCCGACAAGCUUGAGCUCACCAGCUCAGGUUGAUACCAUCCGAGACCUGUUGACCGCAAACACCUCGCACCUGCGCUUUGCAGUUCAAGAAAAGCUCAAUCUCAAGUACUCGCCGGAGCUGCGGUUUGUGCUGGACAGCGCCGAAGAGGACGUGGACCAGGUCAGUGCGAUUCUUGAUCGCGCUACUCGCGAAGACCAUGACGCCAGCAGCAAGCCCAAGCUUGCUUCUGAUCCCUCUCUAGCUAUCGGUUCCUUCCGCCGUCUCUCCACUCCUCGGCAAUCGUAGCAUCAUCAAUCUGUUAAACUUUUUGAGGCCUUGGUCCACCGUUGAGUGGGUCUUCUGCAUUGUAAUUUUUGGAUGUAUUCCUGGCGAUUCUAUUGAUGCAAUCAAUCAGC